Molecule: messenger RNA, 733 nt
Organism: Solanum pennellii
Lineage: Eukaryota; Viridiplantae; Streptophyta; Magnoliopsida; Solanales; Solanaceae
Product: anthocyanin 5-aromatic acyltransferase
Source: RefSeq, a predicted model, not a curated record
CCAUCACAUCGUUGGGGACGGAUCUACUAUAGUAGGGUUCAUAAACUCAAGAGUUUCGUAUCGUCAAGACGACCUAACCUGACUCAUGUAACAUCAUACACUGUAACAUGUGGUUAUGUAUGGGCUUGCUUGAUAAAAUCAGAGGAUACUGAUAUUAUAGUAGAAGACAAUGUAAUGGAAUAUUUCUCAUGUACAGUUGAUUACAGAGCGCGAUUUGAUCCUCCUUACUUUGGGAAUUGUGUUGUAUGGUACAUUGUAAGAACAAGGCAUGUUGAUUUAGUUGGAAAUGAAGGGUUUAUAAUCGCGGCAGAAUCAAUUGGAGAAACUAUUCAUAAAAGGAACAAGGAUAAGGAAUACGUUUCGAGUGGUGAGUGGUUGGAAGAUGCUGAUGGAGGAUUUUAAUCGCUUUCAGUUGCUGGAUCGCCAAAGUUUGAUUUAUACGCGACUGAUUUUGGCUGGGGAAGACCAGAAAAGUGGGAAUUCGUUUCUGUUCAAAGUUGUACGUUGAUGUCUCUUAUUAAGUCCGAGGACUCGAAUGGAGAUUUGGAGAUUGGUUUGUCUUUGCCUAAAACUCGAAUGAAUGCUUUUGCUGCUAUAUUUACCCACGGGUUGAUGUAGGUAACCUUUCAACUUUUAUUCACUUAAAAUUCGUACUAAUGUAACUUUCCUUUUUUAGCCAGUAUAGAUUAAUGACAUGUCUGUGAAUGAAUCAAUCUCCUAUCAUGGUUUUUUA